UUUUAAUAACAGGCAAGUUUACCUUUAGUACGUAAGUGAUCUCCGACUGGAGUGAACAUAAUUGCAGUUACUGAAACAUAGUAAGAUGUGGUUAGCGAAAAUUGUAUUUUUCGUAUCAGUUCUAUAUGAGUGUAAUGGUUAUAUAAAACAAUGUAGUGACUGCAAAUUGUAUCGCGCGUGUCCUGAAGCUAUACAGUUUGCAGCGAUUACUAAUGAUGAUGAAACAAAGUCUACAAAAUUAAAGUCGUCGAUUUGCGGUGUCGAAAUUGUAAAUGGAAGCAGGAUGCCUAAAGUAUGCUGCUCUGAUUACACUUUGACUGAUGAUCGAUCUGGAGUUCCGGAAUCUAUGACUCUAAAAGACUCAAUAGAAGAACACGCGAAUCUUCCACUUUUACCAGAAGAAUGUGGUAAAAUUUACGGGGAACGUAUCAUCGGGGGAACCGUUGCAAGCCUUUACGAAUUCCCGUGGAUGGCCCUCAUUGCGCACAAAACACGCCUAAGAUCAGUUAACAACGACCUCUAUUUUAAAUGUGGAGGGACUAUUAUUAAUUCCCGAUACAUUCUGACGGCUGCCCACUGCGUUGUCAAGAAAAAGCUCUAUAAAGUUCGUAUCGGCGAAUUAGAUCUCAGUUCGAAAGAAGAUUGCCAAGGAGAAUAUCCUAAUUACAUCUGCGAGGCUCACCUUCAGGAUAUAGAAAUUGAAGAAAGUAUACCCCAUAAAGAGUAUCAACGUAUGCCGUCAAAGAACGACAUUGCAUUGCUUCGACUUAAGGAACCAAUUGAUUUUGGACACAAAAAUGUUGCACCGAUUUGUCUGCCUGUGUUAAGCAAGCUAAGGAAUGUAACUCUCGUUGGUAAAGUAGGGACUAUUGCGGGCUGGGGUACAACUGAAGACGGCACUAAAUCCUUCCCGCUUCGGAAGGUCGACAUACCAAUACUACCAACUUCUGCUUGCUAUGAACAAAAUCCAGAAACGACACCUAACCAGUUCUGCGCCGGUGAGUUAGGUAAAGAUUCUUGUAAUGGAGACUCCGGUGGACCUCUAAUGGUGGAAAAUCAAGUCAAUGGCAAAUUCAAAAUGAUCCAGUACGGCAUCGUAUCAUACGGCCCAAAGAUAUGUGGCUCAGCGGCUCCUGGGGUAUAUACUAAUCUCGUCAGUUAUAUGGACUGGAUAUUAAGUAACAUGAGGCCCUAAAUAAGAAAAAGUUAAAAGUAUUAUAAUUCUAAGUCUCUGAUUUUAAUUAUUUCAGUUAUUCAUACAUUUUGCAUUAAAACCUAUUAAGUAUGCGUUUUAUAUACGAACAUGUAUGUAUUAUGUGUUUAAUUGAUACUUACAAGGAAACUCUAUAAAACUAUAAGAUAGUAUUGCAACUAAUUAAAACAGACUGACUGCGCAAUUAUAUUUGGUCAAAAAGAUAACAUUGUAAGCUAUAUUUUUAAAAAAAUAACACUUUAUGCAAUUAACUUCCUAAUACUUUGAAUAGUGGAAUCAACCUUGUUUACUUCUUCAUAUCUCAAUAUACACUAUUUACAUAUAACCAAUACAAAGGUUAAUCGAUAAGUUCUACACAGUUAUAAAUGUAAAUGUGAUAAAAACAUAGUUAUUACUAUAAAUACUUUAGUCAUCAUAAUUAUUGUAUAUAAUUCCGUAUGUUCUUAACAAUAAUUAACGGUUACAUACUUAAUAUAAUAUAAUAAACGCACGACGCACAAAUGUCUCUUAUUUUAUAGUAAAAUAUUCGUAAUAAUUCCACCUUUUUAACAGUCUUAAGUAGCCAUUUAUUUAUUACAGCUAUCAUAAAUUUUGUUUUCCAAAUUGGUGAUGCAAUUAACGAAAAUUAUGGUAGGUACAUUACCAAAUUUAAUUGAAAUAAAUAAUUGUUUUAGCUUAAAUAAUAAUUAUAAACUCACCCUGUUUUAGCUGUCCACCGUAAUAAUCCAUAACGUAUUCACAAAACAUACUCGUUUACAGAAACUGUUUCAUAUUUAAAAACGUAAAGGCGAAAAAAUUGUUCACACCAAGCCACAAUUUUGUUAAUCUAUUAAUUACUUUUCUAUAUUGAUUGUUUCAUGCAUUCGAAAUAUAAAUACUUCAAAAUAUUUAUUUAAGAUUAAAUGUGAAUUACGUGCUAGUAUUUUGAAAACAUAAAAUUUAUAAAAAUAUUAAAUAAAUUAUAUCAUUCUCUUGAUAAUAACUCAUUGUAAUUUUUAUAACUAAAUUAAAAAUACACAAUGAUUGCAUCCUAUAUAUGCAUCACUCCUGUGUAUGUAUGUACUAUACUUUACUUGUUUAUUAAUUCGUGCGUCACGUCACAAACUACUCGUACUUGCUUGCACUGCACCGAUAUUAUUAUUAUAUUAUUAGGUUAUUGUAACAUUCAUUGUUUUACUGUGUACGACUAUUCGAUUUAAUUAUAUCUUUUUUUCUAAUUGUUCUGUAAUUUUCUCUGUAAGUGAUUUGAAUGUAAAUCUUUUGAGAAAAUAAAUGUCUUUAACCGUAAAAACAUACAUA
Molecule: messenger RNA, 2512 nt
Organism: Nymphalis io (European peacock)
Lineage: Eukaryota; Metazoa; Arthropoda; Insecta; Lepidoptera; Nymphalidae
Product: melanization protease 1-like
Exons: 7
Coding region: 86-1195 (369 amino acids)
Biological process (GO): proteolysis
Molecular function (GO): serine-type endopeptidase activity
Source: RefSeq, a predicted model, not a curated record